GCACAGAACACUGCUGGCGAAUCUUUCCCGUGUCUAACACACCAACAACAACAGCAAAAUGGCCAAGCGCACCAAGAAGGUUGGAAUCGUUGGUAAAUAUGGUACCCGUUAUGGUGCUUCCCUCCGUAAGAUGGUCAAGAAGAUGGAAAUCACCCAGCACAGCAAGUACACUUGCUCCUUCUGCGGCAAGGACUCCAUGAAGCGCGCUGUUGUGGGCAUCUGGUCCUGCAAGCGUUGCAAGAGGACCGUCGCCGGUGGCGCCUGGGUGUACUCCACCACCGCCGCUGCCUCCGUGCGAUCGGCCGUCCGUCGUCUGCGCGAAACCAAGGAACAGUAAACAUAAACGGAUCAUUAAUGAUGGAACCAUCUAAUUGAAUGCUCCGCUAUGCUAGCUCCCGUAGUUUUAAUCUGACAACGCGAUUUUCCUGUGGUUUGCACCGUGCCGGUCAUGUGAAAAUAAAAAAUGUUUUUUACUUUUAACAGUA
Messenger RNA from Drosophila teissieri, 485 nucleotides. It is a transcript of the gene RpL37A, whose product is annotated as 60S ribosomal protein L37a. Gene Ontology annotation, molecular function: structural constituent of ribosome. Gene Ontology annotation, cellular component: ribosome. The record is from RefSeq and is a predicted model, not a curated record. Bases 59 to 337 code for a protein of 92 amino acids. Gene Ontology annotation, biological process: translation. NCBI's taxonomy places the organism in Eukaryota, Metazoa, Arthropoda, Insecta, Diptera, Drosophilidae. The transcript has 3 exons.